This is a messenger RNA of Sungouiella intermedia, 2991 nucleotides long. Lineage: Eukaryota; Fungi; Ascomycota; Pichiomycetes; Serinales; Metschnikowiaceae. The record is from the annotation of a GenBank genome assembly.
AUGUCUGAUGACUUGGAAGAAGAUUUUCUCGAUGAUCUAGACCCAUCUAUAUUUAAGGCACAAUAUGAGGAAAUUGCUCCUCCUCCACGAAGAUCUCAAACUCACCACAACGUCGAUCAUGAGAAUCUCAAAACCUACAUCUAUCCCACUAAUCUUCAGGUUAGAGAUUACCAAUAUAAUAUCGUGAACCGUGCGUUGUUCCACAAUGUUCUUGUGGCACUCCCAACAGGUUUGGGUAAGACUUUCAUUGCAAGCACCGUGAUGCUCAAUUUUCUCCGAUGGUUUCCAGAUCUGAAGCUCAUCUUCAUGGCACCUACAAGACCUCUCGUAGCACAGCAAAUUAAGGCGUGUUGCGGAAUCACAGGCAUUCCGUCGAAUAAGGUGGCCAUUUUAUUGGACAAAACUAGAAAGAAUCGUGGUGCCAUCUGGGAUGAGAAGCUGGUGUUCUUCACCACUCCGCAGGUGGUAGAGAACGAUCUCGCGACAGGUCUUGUGGAUCCCAAACUGGUGGUUUUGUUGGUUAUCGAUGAAGCUCAUCGUGCCAAAGGCAAUUAUGCGUACAACAACGUGGUGAAGUUCUUGAAUCGCUUCAACUCUUCAUAUAGGAUUCUUGCCUUAACUGCGACACCAGCAUCCACCGUGGAAGGUGUGCAAGAGAUUGUCGAUAAUCUAAACAUUUCGAAAGUGGAGGUUCGUACGGAGAAAAGUAUUGAUAUCUUUCGUUAUUUGAAACGCAAAACUGUGGAACGUUUCAACGUGGAUAAUCUGUCUGAAAUCACAGAAGUCAUCGAAUUACUAUGUGAGGCCAUCGCCCCAGUUCUAAAAACCGCCAACCAGAGAAAGAUCUUGGAAAUCACCGAUCCGGCCAAGAUCAAUGCCUUUGCUGCAUUGGAGGCACAACAGAAAUUGGUUCGAGACAGAAAUAUUCCUGAGGGACUUAAAUGGGCCAACUAUUUCAUUCUCCAGCUCUUGAUAGUGGUGGGUCAGUGCCUACGCCGUCUCAAUACUCUUGGCAUCCGCUCAUUCUACAGCUAUUUCCUUGAGAAACAUACGGAGUUCUCUGCCAAAUACAACAACAAGAAGUCGACGAAUCAUUUGGCAGCCAGCUUCUAUUUCCAUCAGAGCACAAAGGCUGUAUUAGCAAGAUGUCAAGACUUGGUUAAGGAUCCUACCUUUUUGGGCCAUGGAAAGUUGGAAAUUACCAUAUCUGAGCUUGACAAUUUCUUCAAGUUCUCGGCAAACCCGGACUCCAGAGUAAUUAUUUUCACUGAGCUUCGUGAAGCUGCUCUUGAUAUAGUUAGAGCUCUCGAACAACAGAAUUCUCACGCAAAGCCGCAUAUAUUCAUAGGACAAGCCAAAGAGCGUGAAAAAUUCAGCGAAGAGAAAUUUCUCAAGAAGGGAAAGAAAAAGGGUAAGAAACUGCAGGAGAAUGAAGACAUUGUUGUGCCAUCAAUUCAAGAAAGGCCAUUGAGUUCCUCCGAGCAGGCACAAGUGCAUGGAAUGAACCAGAAAAUGCAAAAGGAUUUAAUCAGGAAGUUCAAGGGCGGUGAGUAUAAUGUUCUCGUGGCAACUUCUAUCGGUGAGGAGGGUCUUGAUAUCGGUGAAGUGGAUUUGAUCAUCUGCUAUGACUCCACGUCCUCUCCGAUCAAGAAUAUUCAAAGAAUGGGACGAACGGGUCGUAAUCGAGACGGAAAAGUUCUUCUUCUUUUCUCCAGUAACGAAGAGCUGAAGUUUGACAAGGCUAUGGGAGGAUAUGAGUACAUCCAGAACCAUAUUCGAAACGGUAAUUUGAUCACAUUACAUGAUCAAAUUCGAAUUAUCCCUGAGAACUGUACCCCAGCCGUAGUUGAGGAAUUAAUAGAGAUUCCGGAGGAGAACAUGGAUAUCAGGGCGGAGGAAGAUGAGGAUGAAAUCAUUAAGUUAGCCACGAAGUACAUGACCGGAACUAAGAGCGGGAAAACAAAGGCAAACUCAAAAGCAAAAAACUCAAAGGCAGAGAAAAUUCAGAAGAAAUUCUUCAUGCCUGAUGAUGUUGAUACAGGUUUCAAGCUGGUGAGUAUGAUGCUAAAAAGAACCAAUGAAGACAUUUCUGUUGGAGAGAAGAAACAAGAAGAGAAAAGGCGGAAACCCCAAGAGGUGCCCAAAGAUAUCUUAGACACUAUCUUGAACUCCGACGACGAUAACGAGCUUAUUCAACUAGAAAAGGCGGUGACAUGCGAUCCAGUGCCCUCAGUUCAGGAGGGCCUGCUCCUUUCCAAAUCAGAUAUGAUACUGAGCCUGUCAACUCUUUCUGGAGAGCCUGCUGUUACUGAGCUUCACCCUAAAGGUCUGCCCAAGGAACCUUCGGUCAGUCCAUCAAGAACACUUGGCCUCCGACGCCCGGAACUCAACAACAUCCUCCGAAAGUCUCCGCGAGUACUCAAACAGCCAUCGAUAUUCGAUGUUCCCAUACGUACCCGAGCUGGAUUGCUGAAGCCAUCGUUGGGAGUGAAGAAAAGACCACCAAGUGUUCUCGAACAAUUGAGGAACGUGCAACCAAAGAAACUUUUGAACGCAACAAGCGUGUCUAAUGACGAUCUUGACGAGUUCGACGAUGAUGAAGACGAGAUUUUGGCAUUGGCCAGAAGCACGUCGUCUUUUGAGUUUGAAAGUCAAGCUAGUGGCAAUCGCCAAAUGGCUGCAAAAACUUACGAUCCAAAAUUGUUUCCGAUUCCACUGGGAGAAGAAGGUUUGCUUACUAGAGAAGAAACAAAUGAGCUCUACAUGUCAUAUUAUAUGCCCACAGAAGCAUACAAAUUAGUGGAUUGUUACAGGGUGAAUGCUUUAUGCGACGGAGAUUUCAUGAGUGGAACAAAUUCGAGGAGAUUUAUGGAAUUCCAUGAGUUUCAGAGGCGCACAGACUCCGAAAAAGCAAGGAAUAUAAUCGGAAAGUACCAAGCUGUUCUGGACGACGAACAGUCGACUUUAGGUGAUUUUGUGGAUUUUGAUUAG